AUGAUUGAGAUAGAUUUUAAAGAACCAACACUAGAAACAUAUGACUUAAUGAAGACAGCAAUAAGAACGGGAGAUUUUAAGAUAUUUAAACAACAUCUCAUAGAUAAUAUGAACAUUACAUUGUAUAAGAAGAUGGCUACAAUUGGACUAUUUAAAGAAGUAGCUAAAGACAUUAAAAAGAUGCAAGAUGGAACAAACAAAGUUUUAAAGGAAAUUAAUAAAGAUGAUAAUGAUGAUAGCAUUCUUGAAUUAGCGGAGUUUUACGCUAAAACCUUUAACAUGAAUCAGUUAAAAGAAGAAUUGUUUAAAUUAAAUGAAACUGAUUCGAAUACAAGUUUAAAAAUGGACAUAGCUUUAUGUAAAAUUAGAAUGUCUAUAAUAUUAGAAGAUUCUGAAAAAUUAAAACAGAAUAUUAAAAAGGCUGAAAAAUUAGUUGAAGAUGGUGCUAACUGGGAUAGAAGAAACAGGUUUAAAGUUUAUAAUGGUUUAUAUCAUUUAAUUAAUAAGAAUUAUGAUCAAGCAGAACCAUUACUUUAUGAAUCAUUAGCAUCCUUUGAAGCUGAAGAAUUACUUUCAUUUGAUAGAGUUGUUAUGUAUCUUAUUUACACCUCUCUUUUGUCUUAUAAAAGACCGUUGUUUUAUCAAAACAUACUUAUUAAUGGUGAUGUUUUAAAAUAUAGAGAAUUUUUAGAAUUCCCCAUGGCUUUAUAUAACUGUGAGUAUGGUAGUUGUUUUAGUAGUCUCAAAAGAUUUAUUGAUAUUAACAAAGAAGAUGUAUUUCUGUCACCAAUAGAAGAUGAAUUUGUAGACGAGAUGAAAAUAUUGUGUUAUAAUCAGUUCUUAUACAGUUAUCAAACAGUUGAAAUUGGUAGAAUGGCAGAAUCUUUUGGGAUAACAAUAGAAGAUUUAGAAUCAGAUUUAAGAAAAUUUGUAUUUAAAAAUCGUUUAACAAUUAAAAUUGAUAGAAUUGAUGGAAUUAUUCACGUUGAUAACAUUAUGAGUGUUUCUGAAAAUAACGACGAUACUGAAUGUGAGGAAACUCUCAGGUAUGUACGUAAGCAAAUUAUUUGA
This is a messenger RNA of Hepatospora eriocheir, 1071 nucleotides long. Lineage: Eukaryota; Fungi; Microsporidia; Hepatosporidae. The record is from the annotation of a GenBank genome assembly.